CUUGGGGAUCUGGCCAGGACAGGAGCAUCUGGCCUCUGCAGGUCAACAGGGACAGGCUCAGACUCAGUUUGUCAGCUCCAGAUCAAGCCACCCCCACUCCAGAGAUGGCCCAUGGCAGGAGCUUCCAGAGAGCGUACUCCCUCCGCACCCCCAAAUCCCCCAGCCUCCUGGAUUCCACCUACAGCCAGCUGGAGGAGAAGACAGAGAACUCGGACAAGGUGAAGCAGAGGGCAAAGAGGAGAGCUGUGAGCCUGAGGGGGUGGAAGAGUGGGAUGGAAGAGUCCCCAGCUGAGAGGACCCCCACCCCAGGGGAGAUGCCUCACUCAUUAAGCCUCGAUGAUGGGGAGCUGCUGAUCGGCAAGGCUCAGAGCAAGGGCUCUCACAGGAUGAAGCAGUGCAAGAAGCAGGUGGACCGAGCCCUCCGCAGAGGCUGGGAGACCUUCAUGGCUAACCUGUACAGUGUGACGUUGAGCCGCCCGGCUCCCCCCUCCGAGGCCGCCCCGUCGCUGAUGAGAACGUGUUGAGGAACCAGAAGAACAGACAAUGACUCUGGGUGGCUGGGCCACUCCCAGAGACGUGAACUUCCUAGAGCAGCAUCAGCCACUGAUCUGGCUGUGUUGGGGAUAGGGUGCUUUUUUAUAACGACUGGAGAUGGGCCUGGGCCACCCAUCUGGAUCCAGAUCAAUAUAUACCUCUCUGUCUGCCCUCAUAUACGCUUAGCUAUCCAUCCCCACAGACACCCCUCUAUCUAUCCCCACAUACACCUAUCCAUUCAUCCAUCCCCACAGACACCCAUCUGGCUAUCCCCAUAUACAACCUAUUUAUCCAUACAUGCCCCUCUAUCUAUCCCCCUAUGCACCUAUCCAUCCCCAUAGACACCUGUUCCAUUUGCCUAUCCCCAUGUAGAUCUAUCCAUCCAUCCCCAUACACCUCUAUCUAUCGAUACAUCUCUCUAUCUACCUGCACAUGCAUCCAACUCCUUACUCUCGUACACACCUGUCUCUCUAAGUUUCUCUCCCAUGGUCCAGGCUGGCUGGGAUCCAAGCUCCCAGCCUGGCCCCUUCACUGGUAACCUGGGAACAGAAAUCUCAGCUCCGACUACGUUUCUCCCGCUAGGCCUCCAUCCAAACCCGUAAUCAUUGGUGCUACUCCCCAGCCCUUGCUGCUGCUCACCUAGCCGCAGCUGUAAUGCCUGGGCACCGUUUCCCUGCAUGUCAGCAACCACGGGGCCAGGGUGUGCCGGCUGCACUGUAAAUAGUCUCCAAGUCACAAGGACUCCCAUUAUUAAUCCCACCCUCAGUAACCUGCCCUAACACAGCAAUCCAACCUGGUGGGCCCCACCCUAUGAGCAUGGCGCUAAGGGACUCAGACUGUUUCCUGCUUGGGAGCAGGGAGUGGGGGGAAGGGAACCAAGUGAUUUUUCAAAGGGGUUGAUUUUUCACUAGGCAGAGCCACAGGGGCUCCUUAGUAGCCCCCCUUCCCAGUGUGGGUACAUCUCAGGCACAGGGGCAUCAAACUGGCUACUGCUGGGCGGGGCCAGACAUGCCUGCGAAAGGAGCAUCUGGGGUUCCCUUGGAAAGCCGGGGGGUGCUAGGGGAGGGGCACAGUGCCAGCCUCAGAGGAUGCCACACCCACAGUGGGCAGUGCCAGGCCCAGAGAGGCCCUGCCCAAUGCAGACAGGGCAAAGGGUGCCUGAUGUCAGGCAAAGUAGUGAUUCUGGAACCUGUCCGGCCACCCCAUCCCCAGGCCCACACACUUGGGAGCCUUGGGGAUCAAAUGCUCUCGCUAGCAGGGAGGGGACACAAGUCGCCCCCUGGCAGAUUUUCAGCAACAGGGACCAAACUAGUGCCUUCUGGAUCUAAAUGCAUGAGCCUCUCCUGCCUAAGCUAAAAGCCAGGGCUCUGCCAGGUCCUCAACCUGUGUAUGGGGCCCAGCCACCACUAGAGAGGGACAAAGCACCACGCUGAGUGCCCCAGCGGUCUGGGGACCUGGUGGAAUGAAGGGUUGCCAUGUUUUCAGCAUUGUAUGAGUGGUCCUUGUAACCUGAUGUGCUGCACGCCCUCCGCUAAUAAACCCUGAAACCCCACCACGGCACCUGAGCCUGCUUUCAUUGCCAUCCCAGACAUGGCCCCUUCUGCCAUGAACUAGGCUAGAGGGAUGGGGCAUCACCACUGUCCAACCGAAAUCCCACACACACUGAGCCACGGGCCCUAAGGAGGCAGAAUGCUCUAGGCACAAGCCACAUGAUCAAGAGCCAGGACUCCUGGGUUCUCUGCUUGGAUGUAGGAGAAAAGUGUUGUCCAAUGGUUAGAGCAGGGAAGCUGCAAGUCAGAACUCUUAGGUUUUAUUUCAGAGUGUGUGGGGAGCGGGGAGGGAAGUCUAGUGGAUACAAGCAGGAAUUGGAGGCCAGGACAUCUGGGUUCUAUCCCUGGGCUUAGCAAGGGAGUAGGGUCUGGUGGUUAGAGUGGAGAAGCUGGGAGUCAGGACUCCUGGGUUAGGUUCCUGAAUCUAAGAGAGGAUGGGGUCUAGUGAUAAGAAAAAGGAAUUGGAAGGCAGGACUCCUAGCUUCCCUUCCCGUUUGCCCCCGCAUUG
Chelonoidis abingdonii (Abingdon island giant tortoise) is the source of this 2592-nucleotide messenger RNA. It is a transcript of the gene C17H11orf86, whose product is annotated as chromosome 17 C11orf86 homolog. The record is from RefSeq and is a predicted model, not a curated record. NCBI's taxonomy places the organism in Eukaryota, Metazoa, Chordata, Testudines, Testudinidae.